AAUAUUCACCAAUCAAAACGAUUCACGAAACACCAAGACGGAGCCAUGUUUGCGUGUUGAAAGCGUGCUCUAUAAGAUGUAGCGACGAAGGCGACGGGUUUGCUGCUGUUUCUUGAUUGUCACGAUGCCGCGACUUUCAUCUUACAAUAAAACUGAUAACACUGAAGGAUAAUUUUACUUGUAUAUUCAAUAUCUACUUUUGUCUUUAUUGUAACGCGUAAAAAUGGCACAGACAGGAUCGACUCAAACUACCGGGGUUUUACCCCCCGAGCAACAUGGUUACAUCCCUGACAAAUUGAAGAAAGCAGAAAAGCGGAUAGAGGCCCAUCCAUACGACACGGAAGCAUGGAGUGUUCUCAUCAGGGAUGCACAGAUGAAGACCAUAGAAGUUGCGAGACAGGUGUACGAGCGACUUGUAGCACAAUUUGCCAACGCUGGGAAGUACUGGAGGAUUUACAUAGAACAGGAGCUGAAAGCCAAAAAUUAUGAACGAGUUGAAAAGCUGUUCCAGCGCUGUUUAGUGAAGGUUUUGAGUAUAGACCUGUGGAAGCUUUACCUGACCUAUAUAAAGGACACUAAAGGAUCCCUACCGUCCUACAGGGAAAAAAUGGCACAGGCCUACGACUUUGCACUGGACAAGAUGGGGAUGGACAUCAUGUCAUACCAGCUAUGGGUAGAUUAUAUCAACUUUCUCAAAUCAGUGGAUGCUGUUGGAUCAUAUGCAGAGAACCAGCGCAUCACAGCUGUGAGGAAGGUGUACCAGCGAGGUGUGGUCAACCCAAUGAUCAACAUAGAGGCCCUUUGGAAGGACUACUGUGCAUACGAAAAUAACAUAAAUCCACUGAUUGCGAAAAAGAUGACAGAAGAUCGAGGAAGAGAUUACAUGAAUGCCCGAAGAGUUGCCAAGGAGUACGAAGCUGUGACUCGAGGACUCAACAAAAGCCUUCCCUCCAUUCCUCCAUCCAACUCACCAGAGGAGGCACAACAGGUUGAGCUGUGGAAAAAGUACAUAGCCUGGGAGAAAGGCAACCCGCUAAGGACAGAAGAUCAUGCUCUCAUCACGAGGCGAGUGAUGUUUGCCUAUGAGCAGAGCUUGCUGUGUCUAGGGCAUCACCCAGACAUCUGGUACGAGGCAGCCUCCUACCUAGAGGAAUCCAGUAAAAUCCUUACAGAGAAAGGAGAUCAGAAUGCAGGGAAGAUGUUUGCUGAUGAGGCCGCAGCAGUGUAUGAGCGGGCCAUCACAACCCUCAUGAAAAACAAUAUGUUGGUGUACUUUGCAUAUGCUGAUUUUGAGGAGAGUCGUAUGAAAUAUGAAAAAGUCCAUAGCAUAUAUAAAAGGAAUCUGAAUGUCCAAGAUGUAAAUCCAACUCUGUCAUAUAUCCAGUACAUGAAGUUUGCCCGCAGAGCUGAAGGUAUCAAGUCAGCUCGAUCUGUGUUCAAAAUGGGACGCGAGGACAACCGCACCAAGUAUCAGGUCUUCGUCGCCGCAGCCCUCAUGGAAUACUACUGCAGUAAGGAAAAGAAUGUUGCUCUGAAGAUAUUUGAGUUAGGGUUAAAGAAGUAUGGUGAAUGUCCCGAGUAUGUCCUGUGUUAUAUGGAGUUCAUGUCUCACCUGAAUGAGGAUAACAAUACAAGGGUCCUGUAUGAAAGAGUGCUGUCAUCUGGUCAAAUUCCACCACAGAAGUCCAUUGAAAUUUGGAGUAGAUUCCUGGCAUUUGAAUCUGAAGUUGGAGAUCUGGCCUGUAUACAGAAAGUUGAAAAGCGAAGAGCUCAGGCCAUUGAAAAGGUGCAAGAGUUUGAAGGAAAGGACACGGCUUUAUUGAUAGAUCGGUACAAAUACCUUGACCUGUAUCCUUGUACAACAAGUGAACUGAAGGCUGUCGGAUAUUACGACUUGGCUAGGCAGCAGGUGGUCCAGCUACCUUCCAACAGUGUGACCAAGGUGGUGAUGGAAGAGGAGGAGGGCAAGAAGGCACCGGAAUACCCUAAACCUGAUAUCGAACAGAUGUUGCCCUUCAAACCCAGGAUGAUCAUACCUAAUGGAUCUCACAUUGUGGAAGGAGGUGUUUUCCCCCCUCCCCCUUCAGCUGCCAAUCUGAUGACGCAGCUUCCUCCUCCAGAAUGUUUCCACGGACCAUUUGUAGUCAUGGAUGCUUUCAUAGAGCAUAUGAAGAAACUGAUGUUACCUGAUCUGCCUCUUCCACAAGAGAAUGGUGUUGACAGCAAACCAGACAUCGGUACUCAGUUCUCCAUAGACUUGGCUAUGGGCAGGAAACGCAAAAUCACAGAAGGGGAAGAAAGUGACGAAGAAAGAAAGCAAAUAUUACACUGGUUUCGCAAGGGCUUACGAUUGCACGACAACCCAGCUCUGAGAGAUGCUCUGAAAGGAAGUUCCACUUAUCGCUGUGUAUAUGUCCUGGACCCUUGGUUCGCUGGUUCAUCACAAGUUGGAAUCAACAAAUGGAGGUUCCUGUUACAAUGUUUGGAAGACUUGGACUGCUCGUUGAGGAAACUUAACUCAAAACUGUUUGUUGUGCGGGGUCAGCCAACAAAUGUAUUUCCACGCCUGUUCAAGGAGUGGAACAUCACAACCUUGUCGUUCGAGGAAGACCCCGAGCCAUUUGGGAAGGAGCGGGAUGCCGCCAUUAAAGCUCUAGCUAAUGAAGCAGGUGUGGAGACAAUCGUUCGCACAUCCCACACGCUGUACGACCUACAGAGGAUUAUAAACCAAAACAAUGGAAUGUCGCCUCUGACGUACAAGCGGUUCCAAAUGAUCCUGUCCAAGAUGGACCCUCCAGAACAGCCUGUGGAAACGAUCAACGCAGCUUAUCUGGGAAAAUGUAGGACACCUCUUACCGAUGAGCAUGAUGAACACUAUGGAGUACCCACCCUUGAAGAACUGGGAUUUGACACAGAGGGCUUAAAACCAGCAGAACUUCGGGGAGGGGAAAUGGAGGCCUUGUCUCGACUGGAACGGCACUUAGAAAGAAAGGCUUGGGUAGCCAGUUUUGAGAAGCCAAAGAUGACAGCCCAGUCAUUAUUCCCCAGCCAAACAGCUCUCAGUCCAUACCUGCGGUUUGGCUGUUUGGCGCCCCGCCUAUUUUACUGGAAACUAGCAGAGCUGUUCAGAAAGGUGAAAAAGCAAUCGGAUCCCCCUUUGUCGCUGCAUGGGCAGCUAUUAUGGCGGGAAUUCUUUUACACCGCAGCCACCAAUAAUCCAAACUUUGAUCGGAUGAAGGAUAAUCCUAUAUGUGUCAAGGUCCCAUGGGAUCACAACCCAGAAGGCCUGGCCAAAUGGGCAGAGGGUAUGACGGGUUAUCCAUGGAUUGAUGCAAUAAUGAGACAGUUGAAGCAGACAGGCUGGAUCCAUCACCUAGCCAGAUAUUCAGUGGCAUGUUUCCUUACGCGCGGGGAUUUAUGGAUCUCCUGGGAGGAGGGCAUGAAGGUAUUUGAUGAACUACUGCUGGAUGCUGACUGGAGUGUAAAUGCUGGGAUGUGGAUGUGGCUAUCCUGCAGCUCCUUCUUUCAGCAGUUUUUCCACUGUUACUGUCCGGUGGGCUUUGGAAAGCGGGCAGACCCUACUGGAGACUUCAUCAGAUCCUACGUGCCUGAACUGAAGAACUACCCUUCUAAGUAUAUCUUUGAGCCCUGGAAUGCCCCGCCGUCCGUCCAAAAGGCAGCCAAAUGUGUGGUAGGGAAGGACUACCCCCUUCCUAUUAUUGAUCAUGGUGAUGCCAGCAAAGUUAAUAUGGAACGCAUGAAGCAGGUGUAUCAACUCUUAGCUCAACGGGCAUCUGCAGUGUCAUCUAUUCCAAAACACACUGACUACCUGACACACAAGACAACAAUGGCGCUCACAGGUGCCACGUCUGGAAACCACCCAACCCGAGUCCCACUGAGCUGUAACGCUGCUGACCAGCAGACAAACAACGACGGUACUGAUCAAACCAUGAGCACCAGUUUCGCUGUGUACUCAAGUGCUUCUUGAAUUAAGAACAUUAUGAAAAUAACAACAUUUCACCACAGUACACCAUAAUGGAUUCAUCCCGUUAAAUGCUUGGUAGAGUCUAUUAAAGUUAUCUACAGGUUAAAAGGUGUGAACUGUGUGUAACAAUUUAUUGUAAUUAUAUCAAAAUGGUGUUGGGAGUGUAAACAGUGUUCUUUUCCCAUCUUUUCACUGUGAAAUAAGUCAUGAUGGCUCCAUGAUCCGUGUGUAUGUAUCAUUGAAACUUAUAUAUAACUUUGUGAACGGUAGACGAUACGAAGACCUACUAUCUUGUAACAAAUGUGAUCUGGCGGUAUGUUAAAACAUGAUUCAUUGCUAUUGUUAAUACAUUCACUGUAUCUAUUGGUUCAAAUGAAACAAAACAUUUGCUAAUUUAGAUAUACAUGUAUAUUGAAGGUUUCAAGUUAUAGAACAUGUUUUAAGGUGAUAUAAAUAAUGUAGAAGUUGUUUGAGUGAAAUGUUACUGACCACAGGGAAAUUUUCCCUACAAUUUCAAUUUGGACCUUUUUUGCAUUACAUAAUGAUAUCCAAUUAUUAUUAUUACAGCAUGCUUUAGUAAACAACAUAAUAAACACAAUAACAUUAAAAAUGUAUAGAGUGAUUUAACACUAAUUAAGUUAAGAUUUUACUAAAUGUAAUGUUGGCAGAAUGUUCAAUUUGGUGAAAGUUUCCACUGGUAUUAUAAUGGACUCGUUUUAAGUCCAAAUUAGUUCCUACUAUUUAUUAACACUAACCUUUUAUAUCUGAUUUCACUUGUGAUUUGAAUGGAAAGAUCUGAACUUCUCUAUGAUACUUUAGAAUCAUAAUGCUUUAUAGUCCCCCAACGGUAUUACUCCAAGUUUGCAUCCCUGUGCAUCAGUCAGUCAUCCUGUCUGUACAUCACUUGGUCUUGGGUAUGCGUCAUAUACUGUCACAUACAAUAACCAAAUUUUGAAUACAAGUACCUUUUGGGUAUUGACAUUGGGUCACUUGCCCCUCUAUAUGCAGAGUUAUGGCCCUUUAGUUUAUCGCAUUCCAGACAAUUGAACUAGUUUGACCAGAGUUGUUCGUUUAUGAAAAAAGGUCGGACCUAGUAAUCUGAUGCUGCCUUGACAAGGCCUCGCCAGACCUGCAUAUUCAUUUGCAGGUCCCCCAGGAUUUAUACCCUCAAGUGUUACAUUUAAAAACAGACAUACGGUUCAACCAGAUACACAAAUGGGGCCUUUGUCUGGAGCCUAAUCCUAUGUAUUACACUGUAACUUAUCAGUACCAGAUUUUAUAUGUAAAUACCUCUUGGGAUGGUGUGGUAUCACAUACUAAAAUCUUGCCUCUCGCCAAAUCGACGCAGAUCUAGAGUUAUGGCUCUUCAUUCAGUUUUGGUUCCACAGUUUUUCCAAAGGUGGGAGACUAUAGAUUGCUUGAAAUAAAUCUUUACCUUUCUGUUAGUGAAUAUUUCUCCAAAAAUGCACAAAGCCAUUUUGAACAUUUCGUAUGAAAUACAUUCAGGCCAACUUGUAUACUGAAAAUUUGAAUGUCAUCUUGAAAAAUAUGUCGAGAUGAUUACUGGUAAGUGAAAUUAGAUACUGUUAUGACAUCAGAAUAAUUUUGUGUUUAAUGAUUCAUGGACCCUAAUAUAGAUAUAAUCCUAACAUUUUUACAAAUCGUGUCCAAUGAUUCAUUUUAUCUGCUGUACCCAGCAAAGAUUAAUGACACCUCACAUUGUUAGGGUUGAAAAUGAUGUGAUUAUUGUCAAUCUGACAGAUAUUGAUUUAUCUUAAAGGCAGCUUAUUGAAUAUAGUUGUUGAAAUGAUUGUUUUUCACUUGUCCAUUUGUAUAUAAUGAUGUGCUGUAACAUAAUCAACGCUUUUCUCAAAAUUUGUGAAAAGGCCUUUAGAAUUAGUUCAGUGUGAAUUGCUAGUAAGUAUUAAUACAUAUGUAUUCUUUUUAAAUUAUUAUUGUUAUUUGUCUCAAUAUUAUCGCCAGAUUUUACUUCAUAGAAAUCGGUCUAAAGUUAUAUACUGUAAAACCUUGAAAUACGUCCACCAUUCGCCCAAGAAGUUUGGUGUUAUUUAAAAAAAAUAAACAAGAAAAAUGGACAUAAUUAUUGGCGAUAAACGAGAUGGAAAUUGAAACCAGGAUUUAUUGU
Molecule: messenger RNA, 6131 nt
Organism: Mizuhopecten yessoensis (Yesso scallop)
Lineage: Eukaryota; Metazoa; Mollusca; Bivalvia; Pectinida; Pectinidae
Product: cleavage stimulation factor subunit 3-like
Exons: 32
Coding region: 224-3988 (1254 amino acids)
Biological process (GO): mRNA 3'-end processing
Cellular component (GO): nucleus
Molecular function (GO): protein binding; mRNA binding
Source: RefSeq, a predicted model, not a curated record